This is a messenger RNA of Patiria miniata (bat star), 1164 nucleotides long. RefSeq lists its product as uncharacterized. The record is from RefSeq and is a predicted model, not a curated record. The coding region runs from base 1 to 1164 and encodes 387 amino acids. Lineage: Eukaryota; Metazoa; Echinodermata; Asteroidea; Valvatida; Asterinidae. The transcript has 3 exons.
AUGAGUGGUCCUCAUUGUGCCCUGACGACCAAUCUUAUGGCUCCUUCGUCAAAUAGUGUGUAUGACGAGCAAGAAGACCUCAGAGUCAACAACAUCCUCAGUGCUUUUGACGAGUGGGAAUCGAUCAACUCCAUCCAAAAUGCCUGGAAACUGGUAAAACAGCUCUCUGGUAAACGUCCAAACACCGUUUUCAUUCAAGGUGAUGAUCGACUUGCCUCUUGGAAAUCCCAUUUUGAGAAGCUUCUCAGCUCUGAUAAUGCCUCCAAUGACCCAGUCUCCAUUGAUCCCGUCUUUGAUCCAAACCCUAACAUCCCAGCUGGCAAAUUCUCCCAAGCCGAGGUCAACAUAGCCAUUAAACAAAUGAAGCUUGGCAAGGCUCCUGGUCUAGACAACAUACCUAUUGAAGUUUGGAGGCUUCCUAAACUUAAGAAAUAUCUCACAAGGUUCUGCAAUGCAACCCUUGAAGGCAACCGCCCUCCAGAAUGGGGCUUUUCCGGCAUCGUCCCAGUUCCAAAGAAAGGGGACCUCACCAUCCCAGACAACUACCGGGGAAUCAGCCUCUCUCAAACUGCUGCCAAGGUAUACAAUCGACUACUUCUGAAUCGCAUUCGACCGGAAGUUGAGAAGAUACUCCGUCCCAAUCAAAGUGGCUUUCGGCCUCUACGUUCAACCUCAUCUCAAAUCCUUGCCCUCAGGCGCCUUAUUGAGGAAAUUCGUAACCACCAGAAGGAAGCUGCCAUCAUUUUUAUCGAUUUCUGUAAAGCAUUUGACUCUGUUGACAGACCAACAAUGUUUAAGAUCCUGCAUGCUUACGGUAUCCCGGAGGAGACCACUAAUGCCAUCAAAAAGUGUUGUUGUUCUCACUCCCGAAGGAGUAGUAGACACCCUGCCCAAUAUCUAUCCGACCUAGAUUAUGCAGAUGACAUUAGUCUGCUUGCAGACACCCUCCUUGAUGCCGAAUCUCUCCUCCAUAAAGUAGGAGCUUGCUGCAAGUCCGUUGGUCUCUCUCUUAACGCAAAGAAGACUAAGGACAUGUACAUGGUCAUCAACCCAUCUUCCUCUGAUGACGUCACUGCACUAGAUGGCAGUAAGCUCGAUAAAGUUGAUGACUUCAAGUAUCUGGGCUCCUACACCAACACAGCUCAUGACAUCGAGUGUGUUUAA